AUGACUUCAGCACGACACAUAGAGGACGUCCGCAGAUGGGCCAGCACAGAGCAACCCGUUGUACCUACUGAUCCACAAGCAGCGCCGGAUCAACUCCUAGCGACCUCCGUGGAGCCUGGAAAUGGCACCGUACACAUUGGAGAUGUUGUGCCUAACGAUGAUGGCCGGAUAGUGCUCUAUGUGUUGGUCGCUGACCAGACAAACUACAUCAACUUCAUCAAGCCCUUGAUUCUCGUGGAGGAAUUGAAGAUUCCUCACCUGCUCUCUGUCAUUGACACGAAGACUCAAUGGGCAAGGACAAUUCACCCCGAGCGCAUGGUUCCGGCUCUUUGCGACCGCGAUCCAGAGACUGGCCAACUUGUUCGUGUGUUCGAGGGGACUGCUUGUCUCCAGUAUCUCGCCGAUCGAUUCGACACCGUCGGACUGUGGACAGGCAGGACAGCAAAGGAGAGGGGUGAUGUUCUCAGCUGGACCGCGUAUCAAACUGCAGGUCUGGGAGCCACGGCCAAAUACUGGCUCUAUUUCUCGCGCGGGUACCCAACUCGAGCAAAUCCCAUUCAGCUUCCACGCACCAUUKAAAAGCUUCACGCAAACACAGUUGUGCAAUGGGACAUUUUAGAGAAGCGUCUUUCGCUUCCGGAGCAGCAAUACAUCGCCCUGCCGGAUCGGCCUACUCUGGCUGACCUCUCAUACUUUCCCUUCGCCAUGCCUUGGAUGUUCAGGCUGUUUCAGGUAGAUAUCGAGGGCUACCCGCAGAUUCAGAAAUGGGGCCAAAAGAUGAUGGAGCGGCCCGCGGUGAAGAAGGUCAUGGAAUAUGCGCCAAGGAUUGGCGGAUCAUGA
This is a messenger RNA of Ramularia collo-cygni, 840 nucleotides long. RefSeq names its product related to glutathione S-transferase GliG. The record is from RefSeq and is a predicted model, not a curated record. Lineage: Eukaryota; Fungi; Ascomycota; Dothideomycetes; Mycosphaerellales; Mycosphaerellaceae. The transcript is spliced from 2 exons. Bases 1 to 840 code for a protein of 279 amino acids.